Xenopus laevis (African clawed frog) is the source of this 2686-nucleotide messenger RNA. RefSeq names its product transmembrane protein 64 S homeolog (gene tmem64.S). The record is from RefSeq and is a predicted model, not a curated record. Gene Ontology annotation, cellular component: endoplasmic reticulum. Bases 282 to 1205 code for a protein of 307 amino acids. Lineage: Eukaryota; Metazoa; Chordata; Amphibia; Anura; Pipidae. The transcript is spliced from 3 exons. Gene Ontology annotation, biological process: regulation of cytosolic calcium ion concentration; positive regulation of bone resorption; positive regulation of osteoclast differentiation.
CAGCUGUUCCCUCACAAGAUACUGUAGGAGGAGGGGUUGUGGGUGUGACGUCGCCGUUAUGGUUACCGCCCCUAAGCGAGAUCGCUGCUCGGAUGAGAAGGUUCACUGUGUGACCGCCGGUAGUACGGCAGCGCCGAGCCCUCACUUCGCCAUGUACCGGAGUGGGGAGCGGGGCACAGAAGCCCGGCAGAUCCCUGCAGCGAGUGACUGAGCGAGACUAAAGAACAGUCCACUGGCAGGGGGAGCAACAGGCUUCCUAUUUACCCCGUGGCUCCGCGGACAUGCCUGGCUCCGCGCUACACCUCCUCGUCUCUCACGGGCGCCAAGCGCUGGGCCGCUGGAUCCACCUUGCGGAUAACCCGGAGCCUUCAGGGGAGUCCGGCCAUGCCCAUUCCCCGCUGCUGCUCCAGGCGGACGGUGCUACCGGGGUGUGUUGGUGCCGGAGCGCUGUGCUGCUUUGCGCCCUGAGCGCUGUGUGUUGCGCCUCCCUAGCGAUGGGCCGACAUUACCUGAAGGAUGUGCUGCUGUGGCUGGAGAGCCUGGACAGUCUGGUGGGGAUGUUGCUCUUCAUCGUGGGCUUCAUCUUGGUCUCUCUGCCCUGUGUGUGGGGCUACAUCGUGCUCAAUGUGGCUGCCGGUUACCUGUACGGCCUGGUGCUGGGGAUAGGGCUGGUGGUGGUCGGGGUGCUCAUUGGUACCUUCAUAGCCCACGUGCUCUGCAAGAAACUGCUCACCCACUGGGUGCUGGACAAGAUCAACACUAGCCACAAGCUGGGAGCCGUUAUACGGGUGGUGGAGGGGGGCAGCGGGCUCAAAGUGGUGGCACUGGCCAGACUCACCCCCAUCCCAUUCGGCCUACAGAAUGCCGUCUUUUCGAUUACAGACCUGUCUCUACCCAACUAUCUAGCUGCUUCUUCCAUUGGCCUUUUUCCUACUCAGCUCUUAAAUUCCUACCUAGGAACCACAUUACGUACAAUAGAGGAUGUCAUUGCAGAGCAAAGUGUGAGCGGAUACUUCAUCUUCAGCUUGCAGAUCAUUAUAAGCAUAGCACUUAUGUUUUAUGUUGUCCACCGAGCUCAAGUGGAACUGAACGCCGCCAUCAUAGCUUGUGAAAUGGAACUCAAGAUGUCUCUUAAAGGCAGCCAGCUCAAUGGAGGCCCAUUCUGCAGCAAAAGGACUUUGCUCUCUGGCAUCAACAUAGUAUGAGCCCCACAACCACUUCUUUUGGACGAUUCUAAGCCUUUGUCCAUUGCCAAGAUAAUGCGAUAAUGGAAAGCUCUUACUUCCUAUGAGCCCCACAACCACUUCUUUUGGACGAUUCUAAGCCUUUGUCCAUUGCCAAGAUAAUGCGAUAAUGGAAAGCUCUUACUUCCUCUACCCCAGAAUUCCUCAUGAACUCUGCAACAUAAAAUCCCACUGACAAGAAUUCCUGAUUCCUGAUUUCUCUGUACAGACCAGGUCUUUGUCUUGGCAUAUUUAUUUGUUGCUAAAACCUUGAUAGAAUUAUGGAAAUUGAAAACCUAUAAAAGCAGUUAUGUUUGGGAUUUUACAUUUUGUUAACUAGUAUUGCUAGAAAUACCUAGACAGUGUUGGUUUUUCUAAGAAACACCGGACCACGAAAGCUUACACCCUACCAAGCGCAACCAAGUGCUCUUAAACUAGUUUUAUUUGUUGGGUUGAGCUCUCUAGAAUUUCAGAUCUGGGGGGAGAUCUUUAAAGCCAUCUUGUUAUGUGUGAGUUUUAGUGAGACCAGAUCCAUUCCACUCUAUACGGCACGUUCAUUUUAACGGUGGAAAGUGUAGCAAAGAGAACAGUUUGCUCCGUUGUGGUAGAGUAUUUUCAUGUGAGCGUUAAUGUUUCCCAUGCCCUUUGUCGGAUAUCUUUUUGAAAAAUAUAAAGGGGCGAUUACUAUCUUUUUAACCCAAGAAGUUGCUUUUUGGUUUGUAGGGCAGAUACAUUUUUUGCAGAGCAGGAAGAGAUCAGUAAAAGGCUUUUCAGAAAGUGUGUCAUUUAAAACCACAAUAUAAAUAAUACCUGUUAUGAAUUUUCUCAUAUAAUGGAGCAAGAUGAAAGUUAAACUAUAUAGUUUCCUAAUGUAUUGUAGAAGUAGAGACGUUUCUUCCACUUGUUAUGUGGGAUAACAAAAAGGGUACCUGCAUGGUAGGUAUUUCAGUUUCUGCAACCUUCCAGGCAAUACCCAAAAUGCCCUUCAAAAUGCCCAAAAUUGAAGGCUGAUACUUCUUGCUAUUAGGAUUAAUGUGACGUUUGACGUAUUCUCACUGGCAGAAAAACAAUUCUUUGCCAAAUACUACUUCUCCAAUACUUUGUGCGUGCUAGCAGCCAUAGCAACCAUAGCCAUAACAACUACUCGUCACAAUGCAGAUUAUGACCAUUAGAUACAUUUGUGGUCAGAAAUUUACCCUGUGUGGAAAGUGACUGGUGGUUGCCAUUACUAUCGAUGGCUUCCUGCAAGCGUUGUUUGGAGAGCCAAGUAAAUUGUUUCCCUUAGAGGGCAUGGGAAUGGGACUGCCUGUGAGUAAGUGAGUGCUGCCAGAAAGCAAGGAUGCCUAUACUUUCAUAAGGUCUUUGUUCUCCUCGCUUGAGCUACAGGCUGGGCAGUUCCCAUGCCAAAUGAAUGGAAUCAGCUGACCGUAGAAGAUGCCAAAUUAAUAGCAGUGGUUUUACCC